GAUCUUAUCUCCCGACAUCAGCUCGAUCGUGAUCAAGCUUCGCUUCACGACACGCCGUUGCGUUGGGGGCCGAAAUGGGCGUUUUCAACCAGAUCCGUGGUCGCAAGACCGAGAACGUGACUGCAGACGCCGCAAUUGGAUCCCGCGGAGUCGUCGACGACGAGAAGACCCCCCGGGACUGCACUCAUUCCGACAGCGACUCCGACAAUCUGAGUUUGGAGGCUCGCAAUGAGAAAGAAAUCCAGCAACACCCGGACAAAGUCACAGCAGGCGCUCAAGAGGGUGUUCAGAAAGCGGAAGCCGCAGCACUCGUCUGGACCAAGCCUGUCCUCUAUGCGACCUUUGCCUGGAUCUGGCUGUGCUUCUUCAUGCUGGCCUUCCAAUCCUCCGUCAUGAGCUAUGCCUCCGUGAACGCUUUCUCAAAGUUCACCAAUGCCCCCGCAUACACCACCGCACAGAUCCUGUCGGGAAUCAUCGGUGGUGUCCUCAAACUUCCCAUCGCCAAGCUCCUGAACAUCUGGGGCCGCACAGAAGGCUACGUGACAUUCCUGGCCGUCUAUCUGCUCGGCAUGGUCAUUUUGGCCUCUGCCAAUGGCCCAGAUGCCUACGCCGCCGGAUACGUCCUUUACUGGAUCGGCUAUGACGCGCUCUACCUGAUCCUCGACAUUUUCGUGGCUGAUACCACUGGUCUGCGAAACCGAGCCUUCGCAUGGGGUUUCGUCUCGACCCCCUUCAUCUGCACCGCCUUCACGGGACCACGUGCAGCCAACUCGUUCUUGGCCAUGACCACCUGGCGAUGGGCCAUCGGGACCUUCUGCAUCGUUCAACCCGUCGUCUUCCUGCCACUGGCGUUCGUCUUCAAGUACUACCAGAAGAAGGCCGAGAAGAUGGGUCUCUUCAAGCGAGAGUCCAGCGACCGCACCGCCUGGCAAUCUUUCAUGCAUUACUUCCACCAAUUCGACAUCAUCGGCGCGAUUUUGAUCAUCGCAGCCUUCGUGCUCUUCCUCCUGCCAUUCUCUCUUCAGACUUACGGCCGCGCCGCCUUCGACUCUGCCACCUUCAUCGCCAUGAUCGUCAUCGGAUUCCUCCUCUUCUUCGUCUUCGCAGCGUGGGAAAAGUGGGGUGCACGCGUUCACUUCGUCCGAUGGGAGCUGCUGAAGGAGCGCACGGUGCUCGGCGCAAUGGUCUUGGCCGCCGUCCUCUUUUUCAGCUUCUACUCCUGGGAUCUCCAGUUCUACAACUACGUCAAAGUCACCUACGCACUAGAUGUGACCGAUGCCGGAUACAUGACACAAAUCUACAACGUCGGGUCGACCUUCUGGUCCGUCGUCUUCGGUGCCUGGGUCUACGCCACCAAGCGUUUCAAGUACACCGCCCUCUUCUUCGGUCUCCCACUCAUGUUCCUCGGCUCUGGCCUCAUGGUCCACUUCCGAGGCGGCGAGCACGGCAUCGGAUACGUGGUCAUGUGUCAAAUUUUCAUCGCUUUCGCCGGUGGCACUCUCGUCAUUAGUCAAGACAUGGCUGUGAUGGCCGCAGCAGAUCGCGAGGGUGUGCCCAUGAUGCUUUCCAUCCUGGGCCUGUCCGCGAGCGUGGGUGGAGCCAUCGGUCAAGCCGUCUCGACCUCCAUCUACGGAAACAUCUUCCCCAGCGCCCUCGCACGUGCUCUUCCCGCUGAUCUUCAAGGCAAGGUCUCAGAACUCUAUCUCGGAGGAUACCUUGCGCAAGAACUUUUCGUUCCUGGCACUACCAUCCGAACCGCUGUUAACUACGCUUGGGGUCAGACACAGUACUACAGCUGCAUUUCUGCUGUUGCCGUUCUCGUGCUUGGCAUUCCUGCCAUUGCUGUCUGGAAGAACUAUAGAGUCGACAAGAAACAGAAUAAGGGUGUUGUGAUUUAGAAGGAAGGCAUUGCCGUAUAUGGGAAGGCGUUCGUUACAACGCCGUCAGUCGCUAGGUGUAAUUCAUGUACGAUAUUCGAAAGAAACCCGUUCAUCCUUUCG
This is a messenger RNA of Pseudocercospora fijiensis CIRAD86, 2000 nucleotides long. RefSeq lists its product as uncharacterized. Gene Ontology annotation, molecular function: transmembrane transporter activity. The coding region runs from base 75 to 1898 and encodes 607 amino acids. NCBI's taxonomy places the organism in Eukaryota, Fungi, Ascomycota, Dothideomycetes, Mycosphaerellales, Mycosphaerellaceae. Gene Ontology annotation, biological process: transmembrane transport. The transcript is spliced from 2 exons. The record is from RefSeq and is a predicted model, not a curated record.